AAUGAGUCAAUGGAUGGAGUCAAUCGUUCUGUGGUUUAUGAGUUUGUAUUAAUGGGACUCACCAAUUCUUGGGGACUGCAACUUUUUCUCUUUCUAUUCUCUUCUAUAUUCUAUACAGCAAGCAUGCUAGGGAACUUCCUCAUUGUGAUUACAGUGAUCUCAGAGCCUCGCCUGCACUCCCCCAUGUACUUUCUGCUGGCCAAUCUCUCUUUCAUUGAUAUGAUUGAUUCCUGCAUUGUGACCCCCAAAAUGAUUUGUGAUCUUUUCAAGAAGCACAAAUUAAUCUCCUUUGGAGGCUGUGUUUCUCAGAUCUUCUUUAUUCAUUGCAUAGGUGGUGUAGAGAUGGUGCUCCUCAUAGCGAUGGCCUUUGACCGUUACAUAGCAAUAUGUAAGCCUCUCCACUACUUGACCAUUAUGAACCUGAGAAUAUGUAUAGGUAUUCUGAUAUCUGGCUGGAUCAUUGGCCUCACCCAUUCAUUGAUUCAGCUAGGCUUUGUGAUCAAGUUGCCCUUCUGUGGCCCCAACAAAGUAGAUAGUUUUUAUUGUGAUCUUCCUCGGUUCAUAAAACUUGCCUGUACAGAUACCUAUAAACUACAGUUCUUAGUUACUGCUAACAGUGGAUUCAUCUCUCUGGGUGCCUUCUUCAUUCUGAUCAUCUCCUACAUCAUCAUUCUGGCCACCGUCCGACAGCAUUCUUCUAGCGGUGGGUCAUCCAAGGCUCUGUCAACAUUGUCAGCUCACAUCACUGUAGUGAUCUUAUUCUUUGGUCCUUGCAUCUUUGUCUAUGUGUGGCCAUUCCCCACAUUGUCACUGGACAAAUUUCUUGCCAUAUUUGACUCAGUGAUUACUCCUUUUUUGAAUCCAACCAUCUACACAUUCAGAAAUAAGGAGAUGAAAGUGGCGAUGAAAAGACUGUGGAGUCAGCUCUUGAAGUCCCAGACUUUCUCUUAA
Messenger RNA from Gracilinanus agilis (Agile Gracile Mouse Opossum), 951 nucleotides. RefSeq names its product olfactory receptor 4F3/4F16/4F29-like. Gene Ontology annotation, molecular function: G protein-coupled receptor activity; olfactory receptor activity. The record is from RefSeq and is a predicted model, not a curated record. NCBI's taxonomy places the organism in Eukaryota, Metazoa, Chordata, Mammalia, Didelphimorphia, Didelphidae. The transcript has a single exon. Bases 10 to 951 code for a protein of 313 amino acids. Gene Ontology annotation, biological process: G protein-coupled receptor signaling pathway. Gene Ontology annotation, cellular component: membrane.